Aureobasidium namibiae CBS 147.97 is the source of this 2610-nucleotide messenger RNA. Its product is annotated as TPR-like protein. The transcript has 6 exons. Gene Ontology annotation, molecular function: chromatin DNA binding; protein binding; RNA polymerase II cis-regulatory region sequence-specific DNA binding. The record is from RefSeq and is a predicted model, not a curated record. The coding region runs from base 1 to 2610 and encodes 869 amino acids. Gene Ontology annotation, biological process: regulation of gene expression. NCBI's taxonomy places the organism in Eukaryota, Fungi, Ascomycota, Dothideomycetes, Dothideales, Saccotheciaceae.
AUGGCUUCUCAGACAUCUCCGACAGCGGCGAUGCAUCCUCAUCAUGUUGUCCAGCAGGGUCGAGGCCAACCCAAUGGCCAUGUUGCCCUGCAGCCGCCUCAUCAACCAAAGCCAGCGUCGCAUUUCCUCCAGCAGGCAAACGAGGGUAUCUGGUUGCAGCUUGGAAGUGUCUCGGAAAUGAUGGGCGAGUACGAUAGCGCGACCCAGGCGUAUGAACGCGCUCUUAGCUUCAACAACCACUCGGUUCAGGCUAUGCUUGCUAUCUCAUGCAUCCUUAGGUCCAAGGAUCAAUUCCCUGCUGCCGUCGAGUAUCUUAAGCAGAUUCUACGUAUCGAGGUUGCGAACGGGGAGGUCUGGAGCGCUCUAGGCCACUGCUAUCUCAUGAUGGACGACCUCCAACAAGCAUACUCGGCAUACCAGCAAGCUCUGUACCACUUGCCUGAUCCCAAGGAACCCAAGCUCUGGUAUGGUAUCGGUAUCCUCUACGAUCGCUACGGCUCGCUCGAGCACGCCGAAGAAGCCUUUUCCCAAGUCAUGCGCAUGGACCCGCGUUUCGAGAAAGCCAACGAGAUCUACUUCCGCCUCGGUAUAAUAUACAAGCAACAACAAAAGUUCCAGCAAAGUUUGGAGUGCUUCAAAUACAUUGUCACCGACCCUCCCCGUCCGCUUAGCGAAGAGGACAUCUGGUUCCAGAUCGGCCAUGUGUACGAGCAGCAAAAAGAGUAUGACUCGGCCAAGAGCGCCUACAUGCGCGUGCUUGACCGCGAUCCCAACCACGCCAAGGUCCUGCAACAGCUCGGAUGGCUGCACCACCAGCAAAGCACCAGCUUCAGCAGCCAAGAGCAGGCAAUUGAAUACCUCGAAAAGUCGGUCAACUCGGACCAGACUGAUGCACAAAGCUGGUACCUCCUCGGCCGCUGCUACAUGUCUCAGCAGAAGUAUCCCAAGGCAUAUGAAGCCUAUCAGCAAGCCGUCUACCGGGAUGGUCGCAAUCCUACAUUCUGGUGCUCCAUCGGUGUCUUGUACUAUCAAAUCAACCAAUACCGCGAUGCACUAGAUGCUUACUCAAGAGCCAUCCGCCUCAACCCCAACAUCUCAGAGGUGUGGUACGAUCUCGGUACCCUGUAUGAGUCUUGCAACAACCAGACCAACGACGCUCUCGAUGCCUACUCCAGAGCUGCCGAGCUUGACCCGACCAACGUGCACAUCAAAGCUCGUCUCGCGCUGCUCAAGGGUCAGCCUACCAACGGUCUGCCCAACCAAGCAGGCGCACCCCUCCCUCAGGAUGUGCCUCCUCAGGCAUACCAGCCCGGUGCUCUGGGUGCUGGACCGCCUGCUCCUCAGUGGGGGGCUCCUCUCCCGGGCCAAGCUCAAGCUGCUCAGCAACCUCCCCCAGGCGCCAACUGGUCGCGUGACAACCGUCUCGCCGACCUCCAAAAUCCCCAGAACCCUGGUGCUCAGCCUCAGCAGAUGUUGAACCCGUACGAUUCGAGGGACCGCCUUGCUCAGCACGUGCCUCCUCGCCAGCCUACCCCUCCCAAGCAAGAGCCCAGACAAUACCAGGACCAACCUCAACGUCCACCUCCACCGGCUCACAGAGGCCUCUCGCCCUCCCCUAAGGUGCUUUACAACGCCCCGGGACCUGGCGCCUACCCUUCAGCACCCCAAGCUCAGACUCCUUCUCAGCUUCCUCAGCCUCUCCCUCAGCAGCAGGGACCUGCUCCCCCAAACCGUAUCGCCAACCCCAACUACGGUCCCCAAUCGUCUAGUGUACCUCCACCAGCGGCGAGCAUGGGUGCUCCUCCACCUGCUCAAGGUCAGGCUCCUGGUUACCCCAACAGGAUGGCUAGCCCUCCUGAGAUCCGUCCUAUCAUUGAGAGUCAAAACACCUCUCCCAACGGUAAGUUCGGUCGUCAGCCGUUCGAGCACCAUCCUACAUCCGGUACGCCUAGCAUUGCUGGAGGUGCCCCUCCGCCUAGCGCAGCUCUACAGGCUGCUGAAGCGGCCGCCAGAGAGCGCGAAGACCGUCCUUCGACUGCUCCUCCAAAGAGACAUAGAGAGUGGGAAGACGACGCUUCUAGCAUGAGCUCCCAGAAGAAGCCCGCCAACGAAGAGAGCCGCUCGCGUCUGGAUGACCCUAGCAGUAGACGUGCAUCACCACCAGAUCGCAUGGACCGUAUCCCGAAGUCGCCCUACAGGAGUCCAUCAGAGGUGCGACGCGCAGAUGACCAGCGACGCGCUACUGAAAACUACCACCCUUCAGAAGCUGCUCACCACCCACCGGCUCUCGGCCCACCUCAGGUUAAUCCUCAACCAUCACCUCGCAUCCCUACAACAGAGGAGCGUAGGGAACAGCCUACACCAGCACCCCCGACUCAACAGCUCCCUCCUCCUCAGCCUCAACCCCAACCUCCCACCCAGGCCCCGACACCUGUUCAGUCUCAGGCCCCGCCGCAGCCUCAACCUCAACAACCACACUUGGAGCCCGCGGCUCGCAAGAUGGACAUGGAUGAGGAUUACGAUGACAGUGGUGACGAGGAGAAGAGACCGAUCAAGGCCCAAAGCGCAAGGAACAGCCCGAAGCCUAGCAACGGUGCUGGUCACGAUUGA